CGUAUAGUAUGAGGCAAUAGUAUCGCGCGACCAGAUCGUGCCAGCAGUGCACGAAAGUAGAUGUAAUAGAUGAUUUUAGAUAUGUGAUUGCUUUGUGGUUAGUCUAUUUCAAUUGCUUUAAUAAAAAGCUACACUUAGAAAAUGCUUAUGAAGUUGUUACUGGUGGGUUCAUCAAGUCAAUUAACUCGCAACUGUGCAAUACGAUGAAUGAGAAAAAUGUGGCAAAAAGGAGGCGAAGCUCUAUUUGAUGACAUAUCAGAUGCGAAAGGUGAUGAGAUACAGCGGUUGAGUGUGAUUCAAACAUUACCAACUUUACUAGCUGAAGAUCCACAAGCAUGUAUUCAAAGAUUAAUACCCAUGAUGCAGGAGACUUUGCCUUCAGCAUCAACAGAAUUUCAUGUUGCUGCUUCCUCUACUUUCAAAACAAUAUUAGAACAAAGACUCGUCAGUGAUUCGGUUUUCACACAAACAUUCCUACAAAAAAUUCUAAGUCUUCUCAAUCACAAGGAUCAGAUUGUAGCUCAUACAUGGCUGGAGACCUUACCUGACGUGAUCGAUUUACUACCAAUUGAUGUUGUUGCGCGUAAAAUUCUGCCGGUGGCUAUAAGUAAAGGACAGUUGUCACAGCCUGUCGAGUCUCGAAUAGUUUGUUGCAAGUUAUUAGGAAGGAUCUGUACGAGAUUCGAUUCUCAAAUGAUAAAAAAGGAUGUACUGCCUACAGUCCAUUCACUUUGUCAAGAUGAAAAUAGUGAUGUAAGAGCUUGUAUAUGUUUACAACUGCAUUUUGUAGCUGAAGGCUUAGGUCCUGAGUUAGUAAAAUCUUUGUUACUUUCGUUAAUUAUUGAAUUAGCAAACGACGAAGAAGCCAUUGUAAGGCAAGCCUCUGUACAGACAAUAGUUCAUCUUCUACCUCAUUUUCAAGCUAAUGUACUAAAGAGUGCAAUUUCACCACUUUUUAAAAAAUUAUGCGAGAAUUCUUUACAAGCUUUUGAUAGCGUAACACGUAUCAUUGCCGAAGAGUUUGGAAAAAUCGUCAUUGGAUUAGAAAAAUGUCUGACAGCAUCAGAAAAGACAUGGUUUUUAAAAUAUUUUCAACAAUUAGCACAAAUAGGAAUAUCAAAACAUAUUACAACAGCAAAAAAAAAUAGCUUUGCUGAACAAGAAAUUUCGGUGGAUUUUGAUUUGGAAUUGUGUAAGCAAUACCUAGAAUGUCGGAGGCUGUGUGCUUUUAAUAUUCCUGCGAUGUUUUUUCUUUUUGCAUCAUCAACACCAGAAGAUGUUGACAUAUUGUUAUCAACAUUUUCUGCUCUUGCACAUGAUUCACUUUCUGUGAAACGUGCAAUUGCUUGUGGUAUUCAUGAGGUUGCAAAACUCCUCGGACCAAAAUGCCAUUUAAUUAAAAAGGAUUUUAUGAAAUUAUUAGAUCAUAAGAAUAAAAUUUUACAAGGUUUAAUUCCACAUAUUGCGCAAACAAUUGAACUUAUAAUACAGAGUAAUAAGACCACUGAAACAGAGCAUGAAGACUUAUUGAUAGCAGAAUUAGGAGCAGCAUUAUUGAAAUGUGAGAAUGAAAUAUUUACUAGCAAUAAUUGGAGGUCAUCAAAAUCGAUGUUAGAGCAAUUAGAAAUUUUACCGAAACUUUUUUCGAGUGAAUAUAUCUACACCAACUUUGUGCCUGUGGCAUUUAAAAGAGCUCUGACUACCAAACCCAUACCAGUUCGUUUAGCCGCUGGCAGAUUAAUUCUUGUAUUUACUCGUUAUAAUUUGAAACCUCAACAGAGAAAUUCAAUUCGAAAUAGAAUAUACACAGAUUUUGCUAGAAACCAAAGUAGUUACGUGAGGAUGUUAUUUCUUCAUAUGAUGGUUGAAGCCAUGGCAAUAUUUUCUUCCAAUUAUUUUAAAGAGCAUUUUUAUUCAAUUGUAUUAAGCUUGUCAGACGAUCUCAUAGCUAAUAUUAGGUUUAAAUUAGUAACGCUGUUGCCUACGCUUAAGUCCUACCUUCGAUUGCCUUCCGAUAGAAAGCUUUUAUCAUCUUUUGAAUCAACUAUCCGUAAUUUAAUGAACAAUGAAAAAGAUCAUGACGUUAUUUUUGCACUUACUAAUACUAUUCGGGAAUUAGAUAAAAUUGAUGUUCGGCAUGAAGGUCAAACAUCAUCGGCAAAAAUGAGUAAACAAGAUCUCGAAGACCUAAGAAAGUUUGAAGAGGAAAAAGAAUUGGAAGCAAUAACAGGAGGAAAAUCAUCACCAAUCGGGCAAUUAGCUAUGACCAUUGAAAAAGGAUUAUUAACCUCAGGUCGAACAAAUGUUAGUGACGGAACAUCUUCCUAUGGUAGUAAACAAAGUACAAUUAUCGAAGGCCCAUCAAAGUCAUCGUUAUCAACGACACAGAAAGCAAAACAAACAGGUGUUACGGAGUCAGUAACGGAGAGCUCAUUUAAGGCGACAAGACAAACCACUGGGUUUUCUCAAAGUUUCGAUCCUUCCAAAUCUAGUACGUCUAGUGAUAAUUUAACUUCGAGUUGGGUAAGACUAACAUCUAACCGAAUGCUACUAACACAACUAUGGGAAAAAAUUGAUCAGCCAGAAUCUACUAACUCUUCUUACAACUCUACUAAUACAAAUAUCGACGACGGUGAUGAUUUUGUUUCUAACAUGUCAUGCGGGUGUAGUAAUACUCCAAGUUUUGUUUAUCCAAAUCCUAGUACUUUAGAAACUGAAUCUAACAGACUAAAUUUAACUGGCAGCUGUUCUUGUGAUAAUCUUGAAUGUAAGAAAACGUUUCAUUCCUUUUUGAAACAUAAUUAUUUUGAUUUUCACUCACGAGCAAGUCCAUUACAUCUACUAACACAUUCUAAAGAAUCUAGGUAUGAGCAUAUUCAUAAUUAUUUUUCGCCUUCUCCUUCAAGAGAAUCUGUAUAUGAUGAUACUAACUCUCCCAAUUUUGCUGCUCUACGUGCAGUAACAAAUGCCGCUCACUAUAAUUCUUGUUGGGCUUUUAGUUCCAUGCCUGAAAUACCCGUUACUCUUUUGGAUGACGAAUUUCUUGUUGAUACUGGAGUCAGAAUUCCUGCACAAUUGUCAUCAUCACAAAGUACAUCAAAAAUACCUAACUUACAGGAUAUUAUUUAUCGAAAUACACGUAUUAAUAAUAAAUUUGAUAAAAGCAACAAAAUCGUUUAUACACCAUUAAAGCAAAGAUUAACUAGUGUUGAUCAGAAAAGUAAUAGACUCUCUGGAAAUUUUGAUUCACGAUUUGCUUCUAAAGUUCAAAUGAGAGAUAACUUGAAGGAUAAAAGGUACUCUGUAAUGCCACCUAAAUCUCAUUCAAAUUCAGAAACAUCUCAAAGUCAAGGACUGGAUGAUAAGUCAAAAAGAUCAUCGUUUACGAUGGAUCGAGAAGUAAAUAGAUAUACAAAUUACGUUUCAGACUCUGAUUCUAAAGUCCAGAUGAGAAUUAAUUCAAAGGAUAAAAGAUAUUCAGUCAUACAAACAAAAGCACGUUCAAAUUCGGAAUCUUGCCAAAGUAAAGUGUUAGAUGAUAAAGCAAAGAGAUCGUCAUAUGCCUCAGAUCGAGAUGUAAAUGAUAAAUUUAAAAAAUGUCUUAAAACAGGGAUGACAUCGUACGAUAAUGAAGGGCCUAUAUUCAGUAGAUACAGUAAGCAAAACUUCAAACGACACAGUGUAGAGGUUACUGACUAUGCUCCAGUUAAUCGUAUGAAUACACUAAAAAGAAACUUUACUUUGGAUGUAAACCAUAAUCAAGGUACCAGUAAAAUUCCGCUAAGAAAAUCAAUAAUAGCUUCUGGAAGUCGAACAGCUCCAGUAACUAGAGCAUCCAGUCCAAUAAGAUGGGGACCACAAUUAAGCUUUGAAGCAGAUCAUCAGCCUACAAAAUAUUCUGAACCAAAUGUAAGCUGUUCUAGUGAUCAUUCUAGUGAUGAUGAAACUAAUAUGCAUGGUUAUAAAAAAUUCACAAGCCGUGAAUUAUCUAAUUUAAAAAAGGAAGACUAUACAAAAGAUUGGAUCAAUAAGUUGCCUGGUAACGAAAGAAAGGUGAGUUCGAAAGAAUUUGAUAAUCUGUGUUCAAAAUUCGCAGACGUUGGUCCAACAUAUGCCACCAAAGGAGAGUAUUUACAGGAUUGGAUGAGCAAAUUACCUGUUUGGAAUCCACAUGCUAAAAAAAAUAUGUAGUUGAUACUUUUUCUGAUAAAUUUUUAAUUAUUAUCAUGACAUAGUUGAAAAAAAUCUCUCGCAAUAUUUUUAAUGAGGAUGAAAUCAAUUCAUUUAUUUUAAG
Molecule: messenger RNA, 4294 nt
Organism: Chelonus insularis
Lineage: Eukaryota; Metazoa; Arthropoda; Insecta; Hymenoptera; Braconidae
Product: serine/threonine-protein phosphatase 4 regulatory subunit 4-like
Exons: 12
Coding region: 208-4191 (1327 amino acids)
Cellular component (GO): protein serine/threonine phosphatase complex; cytosol
Molecular function (GO): protein phosphatase regulator activity
Source: RefSeq, a predicted model, not a curated record